This is a messenger RNA of Juglans regia (Persian walnut), 2124 nucleotides long. Its product is annotated as protein FAR1-RELATED SEQUENCE 5-like. Gene Ontology annotation, molecular function: zinc ion binding. Lineage: Eukaryota; Viridiplantae; Streptophyta; Magnoliopsida; Fagales; Juglandaceae. Bases 1 to 2124 code for a protein of 707 amino acids. The transcript is spliced from 7 exons. The record is from RefSeq and is a predicted model, not a curated record.
AUGGGAAACGGGAAAGAACAGCCAACUACGCAGACAUUAUCUAACUCAAAUCCCCCAUCCGAGGCCAUACCAUCAACUAGUCCAAACAUCCCAAAUUACAUGCCUGGUUACUUUGGACCAGUGCCUACGUGGUCACCGACUUUUCUACCAUAUCCGAAUGCUGGUUACCCAUUUCAUCAUAUCAUCGAACCUCCGACUCCUAUCAGCAAUACAAGCUCCGCCACAAGCAGAAUAGUUGGUUCAGAGGAUAAUAAACCUGAUGGUGGGGAAACUGAAGUGCCAUGUACAAGUCCACAAGUUGAAGAAUGUACUGAGGAUAGACCAAGUCCUAUGGAACCUGGUGAUGGCAGUGCUGAGAAAUCUCAGAAUGUCCAAGUGGAGCAUGAUGAUACAAUUGAGGAGCCAAAAUCAGGAAUGGAGUUUAAUUCCUUUGAAGAUUUAUUAAGUUAUUAUAAGGAAUAUGGUAAAAGGAGCAGGUUUGGGGUGAUGACGAAGUGGACCGAGAGGGGAGAAGAUGAGUCAGUUAGAUGGGUCACCCUUACUUGUGCUCGCAGUGGGAAGGCGCAGAAUAGGACGUUGAAUGUUGCCAACCCACGUCCGACAGGGAAAACUGAAUGUAAGGCAAAGAUUAAUGCCUUAAGAGAAGUUAGUGAUGCCGUAAAAAGGGUCCUCGAUACAAAUGAUUUGGCUGGCAUCCGAACGAAUAAGAGUUACAGAUCUCUUGUUGUUGGCGCGGGUGGAUUCGAGAACCUCCUAUUUUUGGAAAAGGAUUGUCGUAAUUAUAUUGACAAGGCCAGACAUUUACGACUUGGAGCAGGUGGUGCUGGAGCGCUGCGAGAUUACUUUUUACGGAUGCAGUACAAAAAUCCUGGGUUCUUUUAUAUGAUGGAUAUAGAUGAUGAGGGGAGGUUAAAGAACGUCUUCUGGGCAGACCCCCAUAGUAGAGCAGCGUACCAAGAUUUUGGUGACGUGGUCACAUUCGACACCACAUACCUAACGAAUCGAUAUGGGAUGCCCUUUGCACCAUUUGUUGGUGUAAACCACCAUGGACAGUCAAUUUUGUUGGGGGCAGGCCUGAUUUCCAGUGAGGAUACCGAGACCUUUGUGUGGUUAUUCGAGACAUGGUUGCAAUGCAUGGAUGGUAUCGCUCCGAAGGCUAUUAUCACUGAUCAGGAUAGAGCGAUGAAAAAUGCGAUCGCAAUUGUUUUCCCAAAAGCCCGACAUAGAUUUUGUCUUUGGCAUAUACUAAAGAAAGUCCCCGAGAAGCUUUGCUCAUAUAGUUCGUACAAAACUGGGAUGAAAAAUGCAUUGAUGAAAUGUGUCUAUGACACCCAACUUGUUGAUGAGUUUGAGAAAUGUUGGGAUCAGUUGAUUAACACAUACAACUUACAUGAGAAUGCGUGGUUGCAAAGCUUAUAUGUUGAGCGUGACCAUUGGAUUGAGAAUGAAAAUCUUGCGAACUUCCAGUCAUUUAAUGCCACAAUCCCCUGCAUAUCUAGAUCUCUGAUUAAAAAGAGGUUUCAAGAGUUGUACACAAAUGCUAAAUUUAAGGAAGUUCAGCAGCAAGUCAACGGCAUCAUUGACUUGAAUCCAAAGUUACAUAAAAGUGAUGGUGCAGUAAAAACAUAUAUGGUAGAGGAUGAAGUUUGUUUAGAAGAGUUCACUAAGCUGGUUACCCAUUUUGUGGACUUUAGUGACAAAGAUGCAGUUGCAAAGUGCUCUUGUGGAUUACUUGAGAUGAGGGGGAUAUUCUGUCGACAUAUUUUGGCCAUGAUUACUCACGCAGCGGGUUCGAAAGAUCAUACUGAGGAUGCGAGAACUAAGUUAUAUGCAAUGAUUGAUUUGUAUCGUGCCAAUCAAGGACCCCCAUCCAUGACUCAAAUUGGUUCCAAUGUUGAUAGUACGGCAAAGGACACUACGGUCGAUGGUUCUAGGGAAGUACGUAGUCCGCGUGUUGUGCGAGGUAAAGGCAGACCUCCAUCUCUAAGGAGAGCAUCCAGGAUGGAGAUAGACAUGCGGAAAGCUAAAGCAAAGACUAAGAAAGCACCAGCAAAGGGGAAGCGUAAAGAGGCUGUUCCAGAAAGAGAAAGCGUGGCUGUAGACGUUAUUGGAACCGAAUCUUGA